Molecule: messenger RNA, 1708 nt
Organism: Hyaena hyaena (striped hyena)
Lineage: Eukaryota; Metazoa; Chordata; Mammalia; Carnivora; Hyaenidae
Gene: PNKP
Product: polynucleotide kinase 3'-phosphatase
Exons: 17
Coding region: 86-1651 (521 amino acids)
Biological process (GO): DNA repair
Cellular component (GO): nucleus
Molecular function (GO): double-stranded DNA binding; ATP-dependent polydeoxyribonucleotide 5'-hydroxyl-kinase activity; protein binding
Source: RefSeq, a predicted model, not a curated record
AAACAGAGAAAGAAGCCGGUGGAGUUGCGGGCAGAACCCCUCGGGGCUGACUUCCCCGGUCGCAAGUGGCAGGCUGGCGCUAGGGAUGGCCGAGGUGGAGCUCCAGGGCCGCCUGUGGCUGGAGAGCCCCCCUGGGGGUGCGCCCCCCAUCUUCCUGCCUUCGGACGGGCAAAUCCUUGUCCUCGGCCGGGGACCCUUGACCCAGGUUACCGACCGGAAGUGCUCCAGAAACCAAGUGGAGCUGGUCGCAGACCCUGGGAGGAAGACCGUGGCAGUGAAACAGCUGGGAAUUAAUCCCUCAACUGCUGGCACCCAGGAGCUGAAUCCGGGGUCCGAAGGCUCUCUGAGGGUGGGGGACACACUGUAUUUGGUCAACGGCCUCCACCCGCUAACCCUGCGCUGGGAAGAGGCGCGCACGUCUGAAUCCCAGCCAGACACUCCACCCGGCACCCCUCCGGUGGCCCCAGACGCGGCCGAGGACGUUGAACCACCGAAGAAGCGGAUGCGGAAGUUGCCCUCCGGCUGGGAGAACUUUGAGAAGCUGUUAGUGUUUACGGCGCCUGGGGUGAAGCCCCGCGGCAAGGUGGCCGCCUUUGAUCUGGAUGGGACCCUCAUCACCACACGCUCUGGGAAGGUCUUUCCCACUGGCCCCAGUGACUGGAGGCUCUCGUACCUGGAGAUUCCACGUAAGCUUCGGGAGCUGGAUGCGGAAGGCUACAAGCUGGUGAUCUUCACCAACCAGAUGGGCAUCGGGCGCGGAAAGCUGCCAGCGGAGGAGUUCAAGGCCAAGGUGGAGGCUGUGGUGGAGAAGCUGGGGCUCCCCUUUCAGGUACUGGUGGCCACGCAUGCCGGCUUGUACCGGAAGCCCGUGAGCGGCAUGUGGGACCAUCUGCAGGAGCAGGCCAACGAGGGCGUGCCCAUCUCCAUUGGGGAGAGUGUCUUUGUGGGAGAUGCAGCUGGACGCCCAGCCAACUGGGCCCCAGGGCGGAAGAAGAAAGACUUCUCUUGUGCAGACCGUCUGUUUGCCCUCAACCUUGGCCUGCCCUUCGCCACGCCAGAGGAGUUCUUUCUGAAGUGGCCGGUCGCCAGCUUCGUGCUCCCCACCUUUGACCCGAGAACUGUCUCUCCCGCGGGGCCGCUCUGCCUCCCUGAGUCCAGCUCCCUCCUGAGUCCUGACCCUGAAGUGGUGGUCGCCGUGGGAUUUCCUGGGGCUGGCAAGACCACCUUCCUCCAGAAGCACCUCGUGGCCUCCGGAUACGUCCACGUGAACCGGGACACCCUGGGUUCGUGGCAGCGCUGUGUCACCAUGUGCGAGACCGCUCUCAAGCAGAGGAAACGGGUUGUGAUCGACAACACCAACCCAGACCCUCCCAGCCGGGCCAGGUACAUUAAGUGCGCCCGGGACGCAGGCGUCCCUUGCCGCUGCUUUCUCUUUGGCGCCACGUUGGAGCAGGCACGCCACAACAACCGGUUUCGAGAGAUGACUGGUUCCUCUCACGCCCCCGUGUCCGAGGUCGUCAUGUUUGGUUACAGAAAGCAGUUCGAGGCCCCGAGGCUGGAGGAAGGCUUCUCGGCCAUCCUGGAAAUCCCGUUUCGGCUGAACGUGGAGCCUCACCUCAAGCGGCUGUACUGCCAGUUCUCAGAGGGCUGAGCUGCCCCCGCCUCUCCCUGGCCUCCCCAGCCCCCCAAUAAAUUGUUUUUCUUUAAA